CCUAACACCAUCCCAAGCUACCCCAAAACCACCCCAACCUUCUUCAACCGAAAGAGGUGCACAAAUAUUGUAAAAUUUUUCGCUAUGAUGAAAGUGAAGAAGAGCAAAAGAGACACUAAUACUCAUACUGGGGAAAAGAAGAAAAAGAGGAACAGGGUUACUUUGCUGGACGUUCAAGUUGAAGUGGAUGAUGGAAUGCAGGUUACAGAGGCAAAGAAGGAUGAAGCUUCUAUGACCAAGAAGAGGAAGAACAAUCACAAAAAUCUAGUUAGGAAACGGAAACAAAAGGGCCAAGAAGUUGAUUUGGAAGAACAAGGACUAUUUUCAACGAUUGUUGAGGGCACUUUGUCAAUGGCAUCUGAUGGAGUAUUAGACAAUUGCCAUUCUAAAACUGAGGUGAUCCAAGACUUGGAUGGACACAGAGAUUCUGAUGCUGGAGCGGUUAUCAAACCCUGUAGGUCAAAGAAAGAUAAGAAAAAAAGAAAAAAGGAGGCUCAAAUUUCACAGGAAAAGGGAGAAGGGUUUAAUCAGGAGGAAGUUUGUAUUAUAUCCUCCGGAGAUGAUGACUGCUCUAAGGGAAUGAAAAAAUGGAUCACAGAAUACCAUCAAAGUAGACCAGGAUUGGAGGUAUUGCAACAUCAAAUUGAUGACUUUAUAACUGCUCACGAGGCAAAAUUGGAAGAGGAAAGAAAAGAAAAAGAAGCCCUUGCUGCAGAAGGGGGAUGGACGGUUGUUGUACACCAUAAGGGGAGAAAGAAAACUACUGACUCUGAAAGUGGAGUUGCUGUGGGCUCGGUUGCUCAAGCUGCUGUGGAGAAUAAAAUGACCAAAAAGAAACAUAAAGAAGUUGGUCUAGAUUUCUACCGCUUUCAAAAAAGAGAAGCACAGAGAAAUGAGCUCAUGACAUUGCAGAGCAAAUUUGAGGAGGAUAAAAAACGUCUGCAGCAGAUGAGAGCUGCCAGGAAAUUUAGACCUUAUUAAACAAUGUUUUUAGCUUUAAAGGUUCACCGGUUUUUUUUUGGUGGAUUUGGGUUGGAGUUGGCGGUGGUUAUGUAGUCUUGAAGUUGAAUUAUCCUAUAGCUCUCAAUUUUUCUUUUAAAAAAAGAGGUUAAUGUAUCAUUCCAAUUUUGUCAAAAAUAGUUGUACAUUUAGUGUAGCUAGUAGUUAUUUUGAAUUGAGUUAUGACUUUGCAGGGUUGGCAAUGCUGAUCGACCCCUUAUUUCCAUCACUGUGACUGCAUUUGAUCUUUUUGGCAACGUUGUUUUAAACUUUACAAUA
Messenger RNA from Cajanus cajan (pigeon pea), 1278 nucleotides. RefSeq lists its product as uncharacterized. Gene Ontology annotation, biological process: ribosomal small subunit assembly; rRNA processing. Lineage: Eukaryota; Viridiplantae; Streptophyta; Magnoliopsida; Fabales; Fabaceae. The record is from RefSeq and is a predicted model, not a curated record. Gene Ontology annotation, cellular component: UTP-C complex; CURI complex.